Molecule: messenger RNA, 3909 nt
Organism: Lasiodiplodia theobromae
Lineage: Eukaryota; Fungi; Ascomycota; Dothideomycetes; Botryosphaeriales; Botryosphaeriaceae
Exons: 6
Coding region: 1-3909 (1302 amino acids)
Source: RefSeq, a predicted model, not a curated record
AUGCUUGAUCCACUUUCAGCUGUCAGCCUUGCUGGCAACAUUCUUCAGUUUAUCGAGUUUGCUGUAAAGCUUACCCGAGGUGGAAUAGAGAUCUACAAAUCUCCAGACGGUACCCCUCCAGAAAUUAUCAGCCUUGAUGAAAUUACUAAGGACCUUCUUCAACUCUCUUCACAACUCGUGGUUCAAGACAACCACUACAGCACCUCAACAGAAGCCCAACCGAAAGAUGCAAUCAAAGAUGAUAUCAGACUAGCUCGGCUGGCGAAAAUAUGCCAAGAUGUUGCGACGGAGUUGAGUCAGACGCUGGACAGCCUGAAAAGACGUGAAGAUUCUCACCACCUCAAAUGGGAUGCAUUUCAGCGUUCGUUGAGACAUUUGAUGAAGAAGAAUCAGAUCAAGGAGCUUCAGACCCGUCUUGAGGCUGUGCGCGACGAACUCAACACACGGUUUCUUUUCAAACAGAGCGAGGAUACCUCAAGACUCUUGAAAGAGCUGGAUCGGAUUUCAAAUGAGAGUGAACGGCUUGGAACGCACAUACAAAGCCUUGAGUCCUUGAAGGAAGACAUCAUCGAGGAGAUCAAAGGGAUGAGAGAAGUUCGCGAUAACCGCGGAAGUAGCCCAUCAUUCGGUGCCAGAGUUGCUCAGCUGGGAGAUGUUGGUACUCUCAUUUCGAAGGAGCAGAUAAUCCUUGGAAGCUUGCAUUAUCGCACGAUCAAGAUUCGGUUCGAAAAUCUGAGAGAAGCCCAUACCCGAACAUUCCAGUGGGCAUUCAACAGCAACGACGUUCACCUCAGAGAGUGGCUCGAGCAAGAGAGCGGUAUUUUUUGGAUAUCGGGCAAAGCUGGGUCCGGGAAGUCGACUCUCAUGAAGCUCCUAUGCCAGCAUUCUGGAACAGAUGCGGCUCUUACUCGAUGGGCCAAAACAAUGAAACUCAUCAAAGCUCACCAUUUCUUCUGGUACAGCGGACCCGCGGAACAAAAGACGAGCGAAGGUCUCUUGCGGUCUCUACUCUUCCAGGUACUCAGGGAAGUUCCGAAAUUGAUUCCGAUCGUGUUCCCGCGCCAAUGGAAGGAAGUUGGUAUUUACUUUCGAGACAAGGUACCUUUCACUCGGGCGCAGCUGGCAGAUUCCUUCAAGACUCUUGUGUAUCAGGAUUCCAUCCCUAUCAAGAUCUGCAUCUUUGUGGAUGGCUUGGAUGAAUUUGAGGAAUCCGAGGAGAACGGCAGCUUCAAAGAUCUCCUCGAACUCUUCAAGUCUUUCUCAACUGCCCCCAAUCUCAAAAUGUGUCUUGCAACCCGACCCUGGCCAUUCGUUCUGGACACUCUGAAAGAGAGCCAAAGAAAGAUUUUCAUGCAAGAUCUCACCAAAUCGGACAUGAAUAUUUACGCUCAAGCACAGCUGAGCCAGUAUCGGGGGUUUUCCGGUAUCAUCAACCAGGAGAAAUUCACCUCUCAAAUUGUUGAAAAGGCCCAGGGGAUUUUCUUGUGGGUCUAUCUCGUUGUGAGGAGUCUCAUGAAAGGUCUGGAAAACGGAGAUAGCCCGACGGAUCUUGAAAGACGCCUAGAAUCUGUUCCAGAGGGACUCGAAAGAUUAUUCGAAAGGAUGCUUCAAAGCGUUGAUCCGUUUUACCGAUCAUCCUCCGCCCGAAUGCUUCAAGUUGCCAUCCAAAGUAACGAGACCCUGCCACUCCUCGCAUACCAGUUUGUGGAAAUGGAAAAGGAGGAUCCAGACUAUGCGGUCACAAAACACAUCCAAGAAGUCAACAGACAGAAUGUUUUGGUCAUUCGCGAUGAAAUGAGGAAGCGACUGCAUGCCCGUACCUCUGAUCUUUUCGAAGUCAUUAGUGAGGGAACGUACAAAGUAUGGCGCACCCCGGCUUUUCUGAACUUCAGAGUGGCUUUCGUCCACCGAACUGUGCGGGAGUUUCUGAUCGACUCUGGAGAUGUCCAAAAAAUGCUUUCGCAGUACGCCCCUGAAUUUGACCCUCGGCUGUCUCUUUGCAGACUGCAUCUUGCCCUGGUCAAAGCAAUUCCCGCGGACGUAUUUGCGGAUACUUUUUGGUGCGUCCAGCCGAUGAUCCAGGACUUCUUCGACACCGUUAAGCAAAGAGAAACCGCACAAAAUGAGUCCGACGUGGUUCUCUUGGACGAGCUCGAUCGCCUUGUCACUGCGCGAAGACAUAAGCAGGGUGAGCACGAUGAGCAGGGUGGGCAGGGUGGGCACUGGGCUGCAAAGUGGAAAGACUAUCAUGAAUUGACCAGCACCCGACAAGCCGAGCAUGCUAGGAACGAACAGUACCGGAAAGAUACAUUUCAAUUACGCACACCAAGAAGCAAACCCUACCUGGCUCUGAUCAUAUUUUGCUACGCAGCCGUUGCACUCUCAUCCUGGGUUAUCACGUGCAACAUCGGUCGUCUCGCCAUCUGGCCCGUUCAACAAGCAUUUCUUGAGCCACAGUCAACCACCAAAGCUAGAUCUCCGCGCCGUGAGCGAGAUGGAACCGGGGCCUACGAUAUCCCUCAAUUGUUUUCAUACCGAGGCUACAACAAUCUGGGUGUCGUUCGCCUUCGUAAGGCAAUGGAUUCGUUCUCAAGGACAGACUGCAACCCUCACCUUUGGCAUGGGGCGUGGAAUGAUAAUUGGUGUGCUGGAAGCCAAACAGACGCCAAAUUCUACGAUCAGCCAAGUUUUAGCGACUUCUUCCGGGACGACGAAUGGAAUGAUGAAUGGAACAACGGUACUGUUUUCAUGGCACAGAUGCCGUCUGGAUUCAACACGGGGUUUGCGCGAGCAUGGAUUCCUCGCUUCAACACCAGUGUUGACUAUGAGCAAAUUGGUCAAAGUAGUGUACCGUCUGGGUGCUUUACGAACGAUAGUGAUGUUGAUUUAAUCAAACAUCGGGAUCGACAGGAUUUCGAAGAGGUGUUCUAUCUCAACAUCUCUGGGGUAACGGAUGCGCUAUCCUUUACUCCGGGCACUUGGAAAAUCUCUGCCCGGACAAGCGUAGGCUACUUCGAACUUCCCAAUUACCACAAUGAUGGAACUCCGGGCCCGCUCCUUGAGAAAUUCACCUUGCCAGAAGACACCUAUAUAUAUGAUUAUGUGUAUCCCGAUACAGAUGGAAGUGACUGGAACAAGAGCAACUCGUACAUACUCGGUCUCGAGGACGUGCCAAACAAAGGGCCGCUCACAACCAUCUACACCGCCCUAUUCAGCAACAACUCUUUCCUUGACGCCUGGUCGGAUCCCUCCUACAGAAACUACGUCUCCAACGCCGUCCAAUCCAGAUACACGGGCCUGUGCGAGGACGUCCUGCCGAUGGGGCCGGUCAUCGAGGCCUUCCGCGCGACUUACAACUCCCGGACAACCAACAUCUGCCUGAGCAUGGACGCAUCCAACGUCGAGAUGUUCGUAGCCAUCUGGCUUGCCAACUUCGCCGACGCCGACGUCAUGCGCGCCGCCUUCCGCAUGGCCGCCUUCAUGGCCAACGAGAUCAACUUCCUCGAACCCGCCCCUUAUGCCUUGAGCCCCGGCUACACCAUCGACAUCGACUUGGGUGUCGAUGUGACGGCGCCCGUGAUGCCGUUGGUGGGCAUCAUCGUCGGGUCUAUCUUGCUGGGGCUGUUCCUCUUGCUGCUGAUUGCGUUGGCGCUCUUUGCCGCGUCGACGCCGCAUUGGACGGACCGGUUGGAUGCGUAUGCGGCGCUUAAGAUGGGGGCCGCCAUGGCGCUGUCCACCGAGGGGCUGGCUAAGGUGGGGAUUAGCGGGGAAAAUGCCUUGGAUAGGGCGCCUGGGUUUGUUGGAGACGCCAUGCCGGAGAGUGAGGUUGGUAGGUUGGCUGUUGGUGCUAAGGGUCCGUUGAGAAGGCGGAGAUACGAGGCUUCUGUGUGCGGUGUCAUUCCGGAAUGA